Molecule: messenger RNA, 447 nt
Organism: Penicillium robsamsonii
Lineage: Eukaryota; Fungi; Ascomycota; Eurotiomycetes; Eurotiales; Aspergillaceae
Product: putative arsenate reductase (Arc2)
Exons: 3
Coding region: 1-447 (148 amino acids)
Cellular component (GO): nucleus; cytoplasm
Molecular function (GO): protein tyrosine phosphatase activity
Source: RefSeq, a predicted model, not a curated record
AUGUCAGCCGAGCUUCCAUGGCACGCUGCAUAUCCUGCACCAAGGAGUGCGGCGCCCUCCAUCUCACGAGAAGAACUAUUGCAAUGGAUUAAGGACGGUAAACAAGCAGGCAAAGACUUUAUACUUGUUGACUUGCGUCGCACAGACUAUGAGGGAGGAACGAUCCAAGGGUCAUUGAACUUACCCGCUCAGAGUUUAUACCCUACGAUCCCAACAUUAUAUUCUCUUGUAUCGAAUAGCACCUUGAAAUAUGUGAUUUGGUAUUGUGGGUCCUCUGCAGGUCGAGGUACUCGUGCAGGAGGCUGGUUUGCGGAUUACCUUGAAGAUCAACACGAUACAGAGGUCAAGAGCUUGGUCCUAACAGGAGGCAUUAAAGGAUGGGUGGCGGCCGGUCCUGAUUAUACAUCCUUGAUGACUGGUUAUGAUACCUCUGUCUGGACAAAGUAA